UGUGCACUUCUAUCAACCGGCACUGCCCUCAUCUGCAUGCACAUAAUUUGUUGUCAGUAAGAUGCACACUUGCCUGAAGCAGGAUGUGCGCUAACCACGGAGCUGAGUAGUGGGCGUUGCAAGGUUUUAUUUUUUUUACCUGAGAGUGAAAAUCUUUAGCCUGCGGUGAUUCCGCAUUCAGCAGGAAGCCCAUCCUACCAGACUCCGCUGACAUUUCUCAAAAAACGGUAGUCUUCCCGUAGCUAUCGCUAAGCAACUUAAGAAUAACUACGUCUCAAAGUUCAACUUCAAAAGCGAAAGUAUGGAAACAACGGCGGACCUAAAGACUUUUUCAGAGGUAAUUACGCAAAUAUUACAAGAAGCGCCAAGUGCGAGGAAGGGUCUCUCAGACAACCAGACCAACCUGAACCAAGUGGCCGAGUACUGCGAGAAGAAGUACCUGCAGGCAGAGGAUCCAACGAAGGCUCUGGAGGAAACCAAAGCCUUGACCACCCAGGCGUUGGCCAGUGUGACAUAUCAGAUAAACAGCCUGGCGUCCACUUUGUUGAAGCUGCUGGAUUCUCAGGCCUCGCAGGUCAAAGACAUAGGCGCCGCUGUCAACAUCCUCUCUCAGACAGUGGCUGUUCACAAGGAGAAAGUGGCCAGGAGGGAGAUUGGCUCAUUUAGCAUCCCCAAAAAGAUUGCCCGUACCAAAUGUAUGACUUUACCCAAGUCAGGCAUAGAACCCCAGCGGCGCUACACCAGAGAACCCGUCAACUUCAACACCCUGGACUGCAUUGGACACUCUUUUGAGUUCCCUGUUCAGCCCUCCAAGAAGAGACCGGGGAGUACAGGAAGCACACACUCCAUAAAACGUGGGCCUGUGGAGUGUCCCACGGUUCCUCCCACUCUACCCAGUGAGCCAAUCAGCAGUGCCAGUGACCGUUACGGGUCCAGCCUUGGCAUCGCCGUGGCCACUCCGUCCGUUCCCUCCUUCUCUUCUGGAUCCAACUUUGGCGGGGACAGCCUACCUCCUCCUCCUCCGUCUGAACCUGGCUAUUCAGACUCACCUCCACCCCCACCCCCGCCUCCCCAGCUUGGUUAUUCAGACUCAUCUCCACCUCCUCCUCCUCCACCUCCAGACUCAACCCAGGCUGGUUUUCCUGCUCCACCACCACCACCACCCUCCAUGACCUCUCCCGGGGGCUUCCCUCCACCUCCUCCAACCGGCGGUCUAUCGAACGGGAACCUUCCCCCGCCCCCACCUUCAAUGCUUUCCUCAGGAUCUCCUCCACCCCCACCCCCUCUGAUGUCUCCAUCAGGGGCACCUCCACCCCCACCUCCUCCGAUGCCUUCAUCAGGGGCUCCUCCUCCUCCACCACCUCCACUGUCUUCAUCAGGAGCUCCACCACCACCACCACCACCCCCACCACCUUCCUGGCACUAAUGAGCAUUGAAGCUUAGCUCGGAGCUAAGAGGACUAUUUUGAUUGGUCAGAAACAUUUCCCAUAAAGCAUUGCUGUUGGUUCUUCAAGGGUACUUGCUAUAUUUUUUAAUGGAAGUCUUUUGUUGAUCUUUUAUGCCUGUCUUUGUAUGGAUAACAGCACAGCAAAGACUGGGCAUGGAACACAGGGAUUUGUUUCUCCUCUCCACAUGCAAGUUUAUCCUUGAGCUGUGAAGAUUGUUCACUCUCAUUUUAGUGCUCUGCUUCCUGCUGUUGCUUCCUCUUUUACCUUCCCCAAACAAGAUUUUUUUUCUUCUAUAGAAAUGCGUGUGGAUGAGUAAUAUGUUUUGCCCAGAGAUCUAAAUUAAAUACUCUCAAGAGUGUGCAUUCCUAUGUACUGGAUGACAACACGGCGCUUAUAUCAGUUGAACAUGUUUCAACAGCACCACUGCUGCAUUCCUACACGGCAAGCUCAAACUUGGAGCUGCAUGAGGAUACAUACAGUGGCAUUUUUAGCGUAGGUGAGCAAGAAUAUGUUUAUAAAUGAGCCGGCAAAUGAAUAAUGUACUUGGGAGUUGUAUUACAAAAAGCCAAUAUAUGACCUGAUACCAUAACAACAAAUAUAUCACGGCAGAAACUGGAUCUAGGAACAAGAAUUGUGUCUACCUAGUGUAAGUAAAUAGACUGAAUGGGAGUUUAUUUGUAGCACUUUUACGUACGUUCUCUUGGGGUAGUCACAAGCCCACAUUUUACCCACGCUAUGUUGCUAGCCAGGCUCAGAAGGGGAACUUUCGAUGCAGAUGAGUAUCUGCAUUAUAUGCUUCUUUCAGUCUUAUACAUAAUAAAAUGUAAGAGCAAGAUUUUAAUUUGAUCUAAAGAUUUUAUAUAUAUAUAUAUAAUAAACAUGAAGGGCUUUGAGCGAUCAUGCACUUGAAGUGAUCUUUGUGAGCACAGUAGAAAAGCUUUUAUCACAAUACUAGCAGUGUGUUUCAUGGCAAUUGUCUAUCUAAACUUCCUGUUCAGAGCAAUGUCAUGCCUACUGCCAUCUGAAAUAUACAGCCAUGUCUUUUUGCGUGUUGCAGGUUUAACCUAACUUUUAACAGGGGCAGUCAGGCAAGGGCAGGUAUGUUGAGAAUUUAUGGGACAGGCAUACCUGCUCCAACUUAAAUGAUUGGAGAUAGGUGCUGUCAAGGUUACGUCACUCACACAUUUCUACUUAGGGUGAGUUUAACUGCUCACGGACGCCAUAAACGGACUCAAUAGAUAGGUAGCAGGCGGUUUAUAACAUCCGUGUUUUUUCCGAAUCAAGCUGCUCGGGCUAAUUGCAAAGGUAAGACAGACAUGUGUCAAGCUUUUAAAUCGCGCUGUCGUUCAUUUUCAUUAUUCCUGUUCAUCUUCCUCACUUUGCUAGAGCUGAAUGGAAGCAUAUUAUUGAUCAGAUGAAUUGUAUUAUUUUCUUACUAAAUCAGAUCAACCUGUCUUCACAUCUCUUGUAAACUUAAAAGUUUUAACUUCAAACCACAUUUUAGUGAUAUAUUGUAGUCAAGACAUUCAUGUAAAAUACAACUUUCUGUUCACUAUGAGCAAAUAAUUCAUUAUUACUCAUUUUCGUUUAGUAAAUUGUUGUGUCAUUAUUUCCAUUAAAUAAAAUAGAUGAAGUUCAA
Molecule: messenger RNA, 3087 nt
Organism: Gadus morhua (Atlantic cod)
Lineage: Eukaryota; Metazoa; Chordata; Actinopteri; Gadiformes; Gadidae
Gene: abi3b
Product: ABI family, member 3b
Exons: 6
Coding region: 302-1426 (374 amino acids)
Biological process (GO): neuron migration
Cellular component (GO): actin-based cell projection; SCAR complex; lamellipodium
Molecular function (GO): signaling adaptor activity; SH3 domain binding
Source: RefSeq, a predicted model, not a curated record